Molecule: messenger RNA, 534 nt
Organism: Cavenderia fasciculata
Lineage: Eukaryota; Evosea; Eumycetozoa; Acytosteliales; Cavenderiaceae
Exons: 2
Coding region: 1-534 (177 amino acids)
Source: RefSeq, a predicted model, not a curated record
AUGACAAAAAAGAUACAAUUCAUUAAACAAUUUGUUAGAAGAACACCAAGACCAUUCUUUAUUACAAAGAAUGGAGAUCUUUCAGAGUUGGGUCGUUCAGACAUUUCACAAAAGUGGAAUGCUCAAUCGUACGACAUGCAAGACGAAGACGAAGAAAAUGAGAUCUUGGAUGACGACGAGAUCGACGAGAACGAUAUGGAUAGAGCCGACCCAGACGAAUUCGAUGAUAUGAAGUUUGAUAUCGAAGACAUUGAAGAGGAAGACCAAGAAUUGGAUCUGAAUGUCAAUGGUGAGGCUGGACCAGAAGGUGGUUAUGACAGCAGUCACGAGAAUGAAAAGUUUGACUAUCCAGGACACAUGAAACAAUCUCGUGUUCUUUUCCUUCGUAAACGUAGAGUUGAACGUCUUCGUUGGAGACAAUUCCUUACAUAUACAAUUGAUAAUUAUGAUGAAUUAAGAGAAUCUGCAAGAGAAGAUGCUGUAGAUUCAUUAACAAACUUUUCAAUUCAAAAGAAGAACAAAUGGUUAUCUUAA